Messenger RNA from Chrysoperla carnea, 974 nucleotides. RefSeq names its product ER membrane protein complex subunit 3 (gene EMC3). The transcript has 4 exons. Bases 113 to 871 code for a protein of 252 amino acids. The record is from RefSeq and is a predicted model, not a curated record. Gene Ontology annotation, cellular component: EMC complex; membrane. Gene Ontology annotation, biological process: protein folding in endoplasmic reticulum. NCBI's taxonomy places the organism in Eukaryota, Metazoa, Arthropoda, Insecta, Neuroptera, Chrysopidae.
GUUUUCUGUCAUAUUUUAAUAAAAGUUAUGUAUAAAUUGUACCUAAUACUAAAUUAAUUAUUUAUUUCAUUAACAGUAUUAAUAUAUUCCAUAAAAAUUAAAUUCAAAUACAAUGGCUGAAUUAUUAUUGGAUUCAAAUAUACGUGGAUGGGUAUUUUUACCGAUUGUGGUCAUUACAUUCUUGGUUGGAAUCGUUCGACAUCAUAUUUCUAUUCUAUUAGCUUCACAGAAAAAGAUUGAAAUACAACAAUUACAGGAUAGUCAAGUGAUGAUUCGAGUACGGCUGUUACGUGAGAAAGCAAUGUUUAUACCGCAUCAAUCGUUUCUAAUGCGAAGACAUUACUUUAACAACGAAGAAACUGGAUAUUUGAUGCAAAAACGUGCACCUGUCUCACAGAAUCCAAUGACCGAUCCAUCCAUGAUGACAGACAUGUUGAAAGGCAAUAUUACAAAUGUUUUACCCAUGAUUGUUAUUGGUGGCUGGAUUAAUUGGAUGUUUUCUGGAUUCGUUACCACAAAAGUUCCAUUCCCAUUGACAUUACGUUUCAAGCCGAUGUUGCAACGCGGUAUUGAGUUGAUGUAUUUGGACGCAUCUUGGGUAUCGUCUGCCUCAUGGUACUUCUUAAAUGUCUUCGGUUUACGAAGUAUUUAUGCCUUAGUUUUAGGCGAAAAUAAUGCUGCUGAUCAAGCACGACAUCUUCAAGAUCAAAUGGCUGGUGCGGCAAUGUCAAUGCCACAAGAUCCAAAAGUUGCAUUUAAGGCUGAAUGGGAAGCGUUAGAAAUAACCGAACAUCAAUGGGCUUUACAAAAUAUUGAAAGUGAAUUCUUAGGCACUGCCACAAAUAAUAUGAAUGCAAUUGAAACUAAUUAAUUUUAAUUUAAUUUAAUUAGUUUAUUAGUUCAAAUUUUUUAUUUGUUUUUGUUUGUUUUUUAUUGAUAUUUACUCUCAAAUAAAAUUAUGUGCGUUUCAAUUA